Messenger RNA from Sphaerodactylus townsendi, 6946 nucleotides. RefSeq names its product TRIO and F-actin binding protein (gene TRIOBP). Gene Ontology annotation, cellular component: actin cytoskeleton. The coding region runs from base 157 to 6207 and encodes 2016 amino acids. Lineage: Eukaryota; Metazoa; Chordata; Lepidosauria; Squamata; Sphaerodactylidae. The transcript has 22 exons. The record is from RefSeq and is a predicted model, not a curated record. Gene Ontology annotation, molecular function: actin filament binding. Gene Ontology annotation, biological process: actin filament organization; positive regulation of substrate adhesion-dependent cell spreading.
GACGGCGCCGGGAGUCGGUCCGGAGUAAGAGAGGCAGCCUGGUGCUGCUGUCGGAGAGGCGUACAUUUGUUGGUGUGCAGUCUUUUGGGCUUGUUUUCUACCGCUGACCCUUAAAAUGCAUGAAGCCUGAAGGAUCUUCCUUUCCCUGCAUGGACCAUGUCAGAAAUUGCAGAUAACACUCUCUGUGAGAAGUUUGAGGCCAAUGUGUUUGCCAAGAGCCGGUGCCAGAACUGCUUUCGAGUGGUUGGUGCUCAUCAGCGUGGUAACCAGGCAGCAGAGGAUCACAAAGUGAACACCUCUGGUUGUGGGAAUGGUACCAACAACAAAUCCAGCAGUGAUGCCCAGUGGGACCCCUUGUGCAUCUUAGUGCCCCAGUGUGAACUCUAUGUUUGUGUGGACUCCAAGGAAAAGACUGAGAGCUGUCAAGAAAGCUUGGAAUACACCCAGCUCAGCAGCAGAUCUGACCAAGAAUCUAAGGAGGAAUCAGAAGAAAUCGCUGCUUAUCCUGACAGUAGCACUGGCGCCAGCGCUGAUGCGGACACAGAUGCUACACUUGGCAGGGAGUGGGAGAUGACUAGGUUCUUUGACAGCAUAUUGGGAUCCGACAAACAAAACACCAUGUACUAUGCAGGCAAGAAGCAGGAGGUGCGACCUGAAAACCUGCAUGCUGAUAGGCCCAGAUGGAGUGAAUCCACAGCCUCCAAAUCCAGUGGGAAAACAGAGCGUUGGAGUUGUCUGAAAGCAGUCCAUCCAGAAUCCAAGGUCAUGAGCCAAGACCACGCAGACAAAUGGAGGAAGUCUCAAGCAGAGGGGGGCUAUUUCUCUCUGGAGCGUCGGAAAUCGGAACCGAGCUGUAUGUCUUCCCCUCCCCGUGUUGGCCGCAGCCCUUUGCCUGUCCACUGUGAUGCUUCCAGAGUUGGUGGGUACCCUGCUUCCUCCAUCAGCUCUGCAGACUCCAGCCUAAGUUGCCGCCCAAGCAGCAAAAGUGAGGGCCAACAUGGACUUAUGAGGCAGGAGUACACCGUGUUGGCUGACCUGCCCAAGCCAAAGCGCAUCAGCCACAAGGAAGCCUUUGAAAAAGAGCGCAGCAGCUCCCGCACUCGCAGCCCUGGCCGGGCAGAGGUGGAGCGGAUCUUUGGACAUGAGCGCAGGAAGUCGGAGACACUGGAGGCUUUCCAAGCUCUGGAGGAGGGACUUUUGGAUCGAUUGGAUAGUAAGACUCUGAAACUGGCCAAGGAAGGGCAGCUAGUCAGGAGGAAAUCCAACCCCACUUUGCACAAAGAAGCGAGUAAGAGACUUCCACGGGAGCCAGAACAGCCCAAGAGAAGCAGAGGAGAAUCUGUGUGCAUGGGGAAACUUGAGAGAAGCAGUGGAAGCCCAAGCGGAUCUUCACGCUCUGGGAGUCCGACUCAGCGACUGGAGAGAGAGAACAGGGGCAAGGGGGUUUCUCUGCACUCAACAGGCCCCCCUCAGCAAGUGAGGGGAGAGAGGAGGCAAUGGGAGAAGCCUUCUCUCUUGCCAAAAGGCAGUAGAGAGAAGGCUCCUCUUCAUGUUGGAACUCAUGGGAAACACAUGGAUAUCAGUAGAAAGAGAUGCCUGGAGACUGGGCACCAACACGCUAGUUCUGGAAAGACCACAGACAGCAAAUGGAAAAAUUGCCUGGGUGCCUUACACAUUCCCAGCCCCACACAGAGCUUGGACAAGAGUCAAGGAAGCUACAGGGGGCAAAUGGAGAGGUACAAAGAGAGUGACCGCAGGGCCCGAGGCAAACCUUUGCUCCCGGUGGAUACAGCUGAGCAACAGAGGAAGGAUGUAACAGACUGUAGAGAAGCUGUACUUACUCUCAGCCCAGGGAGAGGAAUGGCAGCCCCAGGAAAAGAUAAGCCCACUCUUAGUCCUAGGAGACAGGUAGGGAGUAGCUGGGUAGGUCAAGGGGAGACCAGCCGUUUGUUCAGUCCAGGGAUUUCCACGGGAACCAAUUUGAAAAGCCAUGGGGAGGCUGGGAGUAGAGUUAUUCCUGACAGAUGUACAAGGGGCAACCAAAGAGAAACCAGGCACUCUCCCAGGAAUUCUCUCAGUCCAGAGAGAUCUAUGGGGACUAGCUUCAAAAGCCAUGGAGAGACUGGGCAUAGUGCAAGUCUUCACAGAUCUAUAGGUGGAAGCCAAAAAGAGACUACACGCUCUGUCAGUCCAGAGAGAUCUAGGGGGACUAGCUUCAAAAGUCAUGGAGAGGCUGGUUGUAGCUUAAGUUCUCAGAGAUCUACAGGUGGAAGCCAAAAAGAGACCAUGCGCUCUGUCAGUCCAGAGAGAUCUAGGGGGACUAGCUUCAAAAGUCAUGGAGAGACAGGCCAUAGUGCAAGUCCUCCCAGAUAUACAGGCGGAAGCCAGAAAGAGACUACACGCUCCCUCAGUCCAGAACGAUCUAUUGGGACUAGCUUCAGAAGUCAUGGAGAGGCUGGUUGUAGCUUAAGUCCUCACAGAUAUACAGGUGGAAGCCAAAAAGAGACAACGCGUUCUCGCAGUCCAGAGAGAUCUAUGGGGACUAGCUUCCAAAGUCAUGGUGAGGUUGGGCAUAGUGUAAAUCCUCAGAGGUAUACAGGGGACAAUCAAAGAGAGACCAGGCACUCCAUCAGUCCGGAAAGAUCUACAGGCACUAGCUUCAAAAGUCAUGAGGAGACUGGCCAUAGCGCAUGUCCUCACAGAUAUACAGGUGGAAGCCAAAAAGGGACAACGCGUUCUCUCAGUCCAGAGAGAUCUAGGGAAACUAGCUUCCAAAGUCAUGGCGAGGUUGGGCAUAGUGUAAAUCCUCAGAGGUAUACAGGGGACAACCAAAGGGAGACCAGGCGCUCCAUCAGUCCGGAAAGAUCUAGGGGGACUAGCUUCAAAAGUCAUGAGGAGACAGGCCGUAGUGCAAGUCCUCCCAGAUAUUCAGGCGGAAGCCAGAAAGAGACUACACGCUCCCUCAGUCCAGAACGAUCUAUUGGGACUAGCUUCAGAAGUCAUGGAGAGGCUGGUUGUAGCUUAAGUCCUCACAGAUAUACAGGUGGAAGCCAAAAAGAGACAACACGUUCUCGCAGUCCAGAGAGAUCUAUGGGGACUAGCUUCCAAAGUCAUGGUGAGGUUGGGCGUAGUGUAAAUCCUCAGAGGUAUACAGGGGACAAUCAAAGAGAGACCAGGCGCUCCAUCAGUCCGGAAAGAUCUACAGGGACUAACUUCAAAAGUCAUAGGGAGAUUGGCCAUAGCGCAUGUCCUCACAGAUACGCAGGUGGAAGCCAAAAAGAAACAACGCGUUCUCGCAGUCCAGAGAGAUCUAGGGAAACUAGCUUCCAAAGUCAUGGCGAGGUUGGGCGUAGUGUAAAUCCUCAGAGGUAUACAGAAGACAACCAAAGAGAGACCAGGCGUUCCAUCAGUCCGGAAAGAUAUACGGGUACUAGCUUCAAAAGUCAUGAGGAGACAGGCCGUAGCACAAGUCCUCACAGAUAUACAGGUGGAAGCCAUAAAGAGACGAUGCGUUCUCUCAGUCCGGAGAGAUCUAGGGAAACUAGCUUCCAAAGUCAUGGCGAGGUGGGGCGUAGUUUAAAUCCUCAGAGGUAUACAGAAGACAACCAAAGAGAGACCAGGCGCUCCAUCAGUCCAGAAAGAUAUACAGGUACCGGCUUCAGAAGUCACGGAGGGGUUGGUCAUGUCUUAAGUCCUCAGAGAUAUACAGGUGGAAGCCAAAGAGAGAGUGGAGAGAUACACAACCUGGAGAGAUCCUCAGAAAAUAGGAACAUCUCGGAGGAGGCCAGGCAUUCCCCCAGUCCUGGAAGGCCAGUAGAGAGCAGCUGUUCAAGUCCAAAACAGUUGAGGUGCUGUGGUGAUUCUCAGCAGUAUCCAGAGAACAGCUGGAAAAACCAAAAGGAGGCCUUUGCCGGAAAACCUGUGGUCAGUGCAGAUAGUGACUGGUCUAGCAAAGAACAGCAAUCAACCUCUUACACUUCUAAAAAGCAGAAUGAUUGGGACAGUUGUGGAAAAUCCUCAUACCGCACAAGUCCACCUGCUAAUGAGGAGAUGAAUACUGACCAAGGAGACCCUUGUCCCUCUAUGAAUCCGUUUUGGACACCUGAGAAUAACCAGAGGAGUUUAGAAGGACCCUUGUGCCCCAUGCAUACAAUGCAACUAGUGGAGCAGGAGUGUAUAAGCAGCAGAGGACACCUGCAUUUUACAAAGCCAGGACAACGGCAGCUGGAGACCAACAGGAAAAACCAAGAGAGUUCAACAGAGUGGAUGGCAAAUGAAAGGAUGCAUCAGGAAAAGUGUCAGAGUCUCAUGAAGUCAGAGAAAAAAGUGGAGAACGAUGGCAGGAAGGAAGAGAAGUUUUUGCAACAGCCCCAGCUGGACAGAGGACCACCUGUGAAAACUGCUUGCACCUCAGAAAGCCCAGACCUUAAUCUGAAUGCUAAUCAAAAACACCAGCCGGAUCUUCUCAAUUUCAAAAAGGGAUGGAUGUCCAUACUGGACGAGCCAGGAGAGUGGAAGAAGCACUGGUUUGUGCUGACGGACUCGAGCCUGAAAUAUUACAGGGACUCCAAUGCCGAGGAGGCAGAUGACCUGGAUGGAGAGAUUGACCUUCGCUACUGCACUGAUGUGACGGAAUUUGCAGUGCAGCGGAACUACGGCUUCCAAAUUCAUACUAAAGAUGGCGUUUUCACAUUGUCUGCAAUGACAUCAGGGAUCCGGCGGAACUGGAUUGAGGCACUGAGAAAAAAUAUACGUCCUGCCAGUGUUCCAGAUGUUACCAAGCUAUCCGAUUGCAACAAAGAAAAUUCCUUCGGCAGCUACGGAUCCCAGAAGAGCUCUUUCAGGCCAGAAGAGCAGCGCCCAGGCACAGCAUCUGAAGUUAUACCCAGGGGCACCAGCAGGAAAGCAGAUGGGCAGCGCCGUGCUUUCGACUACGUUGAGCUGUCCCCCUUGCAGCACGGGCUUUUAAAUCAGGGGUCCCCACAACGGACGAGGGGGAGUACAAGAGCCUCUGAAGGCAAGUGCGAGGAGCUGGAGCGGGACCUGGCUCUCCGUUCGGAGGAAAGGAGGAAGUGGUUUGAGUCUCCUGCCAGUGGGAUACUGCAGACAGAUGGCUUGGCACGGAAUGCCUCUCACAAGGCAGACGACCAGGAGUCUCCAGGGUCCCCCCUUUCUGACACUCAGAGGAGUCGGCUGAGUGAAGAGAUUGAGAAGAAAUGGCAGGAGCUGGAGGGCCUGCCCCUCAAGGAGUCCAAGCGAGUCCCUCUGAUGGCCCUGCUGACCCAGAGCAAAGAGAGCCACGAAGACAUCAGCGAGGCACUGGAGAAAGAGGUCCAGGCCCUGAAAUCACAGCUAGAGUCCUUGAGUGCCCAGAGCGAGGCCAGAUCUCACGCAGACAGGCACACCCCACGAGGCUACAUCUCUCAGGAUGCAUGUGAGCGCAGUUUGGCAGAGAUGGAGGCUUCCCACCGACAGGUCAUGAUGGAACUGCAGCGGCAUCACCAGCGGGAGAUGGAGCGGCUGCAUCUUGAAAAGGAGCGACUUCUGGCAGAGGAGGCAGCUGCCACAGCUGCAGCAAUUGAAGCACUGAAGAAAGCACACAGAGAAGAACUGAACAGAGAAUUAGGUAGAACACGCAGCUUCCAAAAAGGCGGCUUAGACUCAGAUGCUCUUCGACGGCAACAUGAGUCUGACGUGGAGUCUCUGAAGCGGGAGCUGCAGGUGCUCUCAGAGCAGUAUUCCCAUAAGUGCCUGGAGAUUGGGGGCCUCGUGGCAAAGGCAGAAGAACAGGAGCAAAUACUGCAGAGUUGCCAACAGGAGGGAAAGGAGCUGCUGCGGCACAACCAGGAGUUACAGAGGCGCUUGUCAGAGGAGAUUGGGCAAUUACGGGCAUUCAUUGCGGCCCAGAACUCACGUGAUGGUGCUUCACACAACAAUGAGAGGAACGUUUGUGAACUAGAGGUGCUGCUCCGAGUAAAGGAGAAUGAACUCCAGUACCUGAAAAAAGAAGUCCAGUGUCUUAAAGAUGAGCUUCAAAUGAUGCAAAAGGAUAAGAGGUUUGCCUCUGGGAAGUACCAGGAUGUCUACGUGGAGCUGAACUACAUCAAGCGGCGGUCGGAGCGAGAGAUUGAGCAACUGAAGGAGCAUCUGCGCCUGGCCAUGGCGGCCCUACAAGAGAAGCAGACUCUGCACAACAGCAUUGGUUAGUUGACUUUGCACCUUCACCUUGGAGACUCUACGUUGUUCACAGACGUUCUCUUCCAGGAAGCUGGACCAAGACUCCCAUCAGUGAAUAUCCAUCACAUGCACCUCCAUAGCUGAACAUGUUUGGGGGCUGGAUCCUACUAUUUGCACCUUCUUUGGGGAUUUUAUAUGUGAAAAAUAUAUUUUAUAUAGUUUUGGGGAGGGUGUUGCAUUUUAAAAUCUAUACCAUGUUUUUAACUAGCAGCUGACCAGAGAAGUGAGCCCAAUUCUUGCCACUUUGCAGUCAUAACUGAUCCCUCUUACAGUUAUCCCCCAAACCCCCAUUUCAGAUCCCCAACGGAUAGUUUUGAUCCAAGAGAAAAUGUAUUUUGAGAGGCACUGAGCUGGAGGAACAUUGUACCGAUGGCUUUAUCUGAAGCACCAGUUUGUCUGGGGACCACAGACUGUACGGAGUUUUGUGUUGUAUUGGUUCUCUUUUGUUGUUGUUGUUUGGGGACUGACUGUUUAUAUUAAUGUACUAGAAACACAGAGAGAUUUUCUAUGCCAGAGAAACUUCAAUGCAUCCCACUACAAAGCCUCCCCACCCCCCAUAUUCCAGAAGUGCAUCUUCUACCUGUGUACUCUGGGGGAGGGGGGGGGGUUCUUUGCUGCUGUUGUCGUCAGAGCCAAACAAUUAAGGCGGCUACUUCUCGCUGCACACUUACUAUUGUAUAACUUAAUAAAAACUUUCAGCUAUUCAAAA